Messenger RNA from Manis pentadactyla (Chinese pangolin), 1191 nucleotides. It is a transcript of the gene C3H9orf50, whose product is annotated as chromosome 3 C9orf50 homolog. NCBI's taxonomy places the organism in Eukaryota, Metazoa, Chordata, Mammalia, Pholidota, Manidae. The record is from RefSeq and is a predicted model, not a curated record.
AUGAAGCCAGUGGUGGUAUCGCCAAGCGACACUGCCCCCGCUCUGGACAGUAGGGCCUGGCGCCCGGCCUACGCCCUCCCGGCCCCUCAACACGGCACCCCGCCCGCACCGGCAGGGGGAUGCCCGGAGCUGAGCGCGGGGCCACACCGGCCCCGGCGUUGCCCCAACCCCGCGGCCCGGCAGGUGGCGCCCAAGAAGCUCCCUGGCCGCGGCGCCCGCCGAAGGACAGACCCUGCGCUGCCCAGGCCGCCUACGCCUGAGCUCGGAGCAGCCCCUGGAGCGAGGGGUUCAUGGGGAGCGAGGGCCUAGGGGGGCGACGCCGAGUGGUGGUGGCAGGCUUCCAGCUGCGAGUUCUCGCACCCAAAGCCUGGGCUCCCAGGAUCUUCAGCAUUGCAACAUCAAAGGCGUGUGUCAGAGCACUGCCAGCCUUCUCAGUGUCCCUGCUGCUCUGUCCUCCCAGACCUGCGGGGCCAGUCAUUGAACUUCCAGAAUAGUCUUAAGAAGAUUUUGCUCCAUCAGAUGCCUGCCCUGGGGCCCCUGAGGAGAGAUCACUCACAAUUUACCACGGUCAAGAAGGCCAACCACAGGCCCCAAGGAACACAGGCUCCCAAGCUCAAGGCUGUGCUCACCCACAACCCCUCAGCGGACAGCUCAGGGCACUGCAGGCGAUGUUGCCCCUUCUGAGCGUGAUUCGCUGAUGAGACCCUCCGGGACACAGCCCUCUGCUACUGGGAGCACAGCUAUGCUGGCCUCCCUGUCCAGCAGUCUGGGCUCACCCAGGAGUCACAGGGCCACAUCACUGACAACACUGCCAUGAAUAGCGGCCUGCCCUUUAUCCCCAGGGCCACCACCCAGAGGCAGCAGGGGGACCUCAGAACCUUCCUGGACACCCACAGCAUCCUAGAGCAGCUCAGCAGAUCACUGUGCUCCUCGAGCCAGAAGCUGGCCACCCCUCAGUUUCCCCCAGGAUCGCGGCGGGCCCCUGCCCCGCCGCCGGCUGCCGCCCCGCGCCGCGCCCACGAGGGGGCAGUGUUGGCCUGGCUUUGGCGCCGCCCGGCGCGGCCGAAACUUCCCAGCCGCUCGCUCCGGGGUCGAAACUUUUCCCCUCGCGCCGCGCUCGCCCUGCGGCCCUCCUCUCCGCGCCCCGCUGUGCGGCCGGACCCCGCGCCCAGCCCCCGGCUAACCCUCUAG